Molecule: messenger RNA, 600 nt
Organism: Mollisia scopiformis
Lineage: Eukaryota; Fungi; Ascomycota; Leotiomycetes; Helotiales; Mollisiaceae
Exons: 2
Coding region: 1-600 (199 amino acids)
Source: RefSeq, a predicted model, not a curated record
AUGCACCAGCAGCUGCUACCUGCACUCCUAAUACUUCCAGUCAUUACUCUCGGAGUCGAAUUCAUAAACCCUCCACCUUUCCAAUCCACAAAUGACUUCUCUCUCAACACCAUCUAUAUUGAAGGUUCUCUGGUGAACAUUGAAUGGACGGCUGGUCCACCUGGUAAUGAUACUUCUCUAUCCCUCUGGCAGUUUGAUGGGACUCAAUACCUCAGACUAGGGGAUCAGAGUGUCGGGUCGUCAAAUACGUCAACAACGUCUGCGGCCAUCGGGUCGAUACCAGCGUCACCUUCGACGUUACCUGCUCCUGCGGCACCGACUGCUUCUGAGCAAGCUACUCCCACACCUUCAUCAUCGCCUGAAUCCUCGAGUGGACUAGGAGCAGGCACUAAAGCGGGCAUAGGGGUUGGUGCAUCGGCAGCUGGUAUUUUGGCCGUUGGGGCAGCUGCCUUCUUAUUGUUGAGGCGAAAGAGAAAGCAGGAUGUCACUGCGCCUAGUGAAGAGCAGCAGAAAUCGCAAGUUCAAGAAUUGGAGGAAACCAGGAUAUUUGAGCUACAAGAGGACCCUGGGCCGCGAGAUGGAACAACCGUCGAAGCGUGA